ACAUGAGCGAGCAUCGUCGGCGGUGGAGGAGCAGAGGACCGGAGGGGACAUGUUGUGCUAGAGCCGGGGAGCAGUAAACAUCUGCGGAGGACUGUGUGCUCAUCCAGGUGUUUGACUGUGGACAAAGUACAAGGUCCCGUCUGAACACACUAACACACACGCACACACUAACACACACUCGGCUCCUCUCCACAUCCCUCACAUGAGCCUUUUUCACGCUCGCCGAGUUUUAUAAGCUAGUUUUGUGUUUCUAUUUUUGCACCGAACAUGUCGUCUCUUCUGCUGGGAGUCAUCCUGAGACAGGGUGGUGUCGGGGCAAAUGUCACAGUUCGGUCCCUGUCCUCACUUAACUCGCUGCCCCCGGCGGUGGCUGAGUUUGUCAAGGGGGCAGCGGAGGAGUGUAAGCCCACCGGUGUUCAUGUAGUAACGGGGACACCGGAGGAGGCAGCCAACAUCCUCGCAGGUCUGGAGAAGGAGGGGAUGGUCAAGAAGCUUUCCAAAUAUGACAACUGCUGGUUGGCACGCACAGACCCAAAAGAUGUUGCUCGAGUGGAGAGCAAGACUGUGAUUGUGACCAAGAACCAGAGGGACACCAUCCCCAUCCCUGCUGAGGGCGUGAAGAGCCAGCUCGGCAGCUGGAUGUGUGAGUCGGACUGGCAGAAAGCCCGAGAGGAAAGAUUCCCCGGCUGCAUGACAGGUCGGACCAUGUAUGUGAUUCCCUUCAGUAUGGGUCCUGUUGGCUCCGCUCUGAGUAAAUAUGGCGUCCAGGUGACGGACUCGCCGUACGUAGUGGCCAGUAUGGGGAUCAUGACUCGCAUGGGGACACCAGUCCUCAACAAAUUGGCAGAAGGAGAGGAGUUUGUCCGCUGCCAGCACUCUCUGGGACGACCUUUACCACUGAAAGCCCCUCUGGUCAACUCAUGGCCCUGUAACCCAGAGCAGGUGCUGAUAUCUCACCUGCCGGACACCAGGCAGAUUAUGUCCUUCGGCAGCGGCUACGGAGGAAACUCUCUCUUGGGAAAGAAGUGCUUCGCCCUCCGCAUUGCCUCUCGCAUCGCCAAGGACGAGGGCUGGCUGGCAGAGCACAUGCUGAUCCUGGGUAUUACCAACCCCCAGGGAGUGAAGCGUUACGUAGCGGCGGCCUUCCCCAGCGCCUGCGGUAAAACCAACCUGGCCAUGAUGAAACCAACUCUGCCAGGCUGGAAGGUCGAGUGUGUGGGAGACGACAUUGCGUGGAUGAAGUUCGACAGCCAAGGUAAACUGAGGGCCAUCAACCCAGAGAACGGCUUCUUCGGCGUGGCUCCAGGCACCUCGGACAAGACCAACCCCUACGCCAUGGCCACCAUCGCCAAAAACACAGUGUUCACCAACGUCGGUGAGACCAGUGAUGGAGGAGUGUGGUGGGAAGGACUUGCCCCCCCUCCCGCCGGCGUCACACUCACAGACUGGCACGGCAAAACCUGGAAGCAAGGAAGUUCGACCCCUUGCUCCCAUCCCAACUCCCGCUUCUGCGCCCCAGCGGCUCAGUGUCCCAUCAUCGACCCCCAGUGGGAGAGCGAGGAGGGGGUCCCCAUCGAUGCCAUUAUCUUCGGAGGCAGGAGGCCAGAAGGAGUCCCUCUGGUCUAUGAGUCUUUCAACUGGCAACACGGCGUCUUUGUUGGAGCCGCGAUGAGAUCUGAGGCCACGGCAGCUGCUGAACACAAAGGUAAAUCGAUUAUGCAUGACCCCUUCGCCAUGCGACCAUUCUUCGGCUACAACUUUGGCGACUACCUCGGUCACUGGCUGAGCAUGCAGAACCGCAAGGCCCCCACUCAGCUGCCAAAGAUCUUCCACGUCAACUGGUUCAGAAAGACCCCCAGCGGUUCUUUCCUCUGGCCAGGCUUUGGCGAGAAUGCCCGUGUGCUGGAGUGGAUCUUCAAGCGCUGCAGCCGGGAGAGGGAGGACGAGGCGGCCAAGAAGAGCAUCAUCGGCUGGCUGCCGGUAGAGGGUGCCAUCAACACUGAAGGCUUGGGCAGCAGCGUCGAUAUGGGAGCCCUGUUUGAUGUGCCCAAGGCUUUCUGGCAGAAUGAGACCAAAGAGCUGAGAUCGUACUUCACGCAGCAGGUCGGUGCUGACCUGCCGGCUCAGAUUGGGGCUGAGCUGAAGGCGCUGGAGGACAGGGUGCACAAGUAAAACCACAAUGAUGCCACAAACAAGGUGGUCGUCCCUGGUGACACAGGAUCACAUCAUUAUGGUGCAAUCAGAGUCACUGCCUGGAUUUAUUUACACACAGAGAAUGAAGCUGUGAAAAAGAUUAGCUUGGUCUAAUGCAUAUGAACACGAAUAAGAAUUUACUUGAUGUGCUCGACUAAAAGAUAAGAUAAGACAAGAUACCAAAUUCUGACUUGUUUCAACCCCUUUCUUGACUUAGGAUUGUAAAGGUUGACGUGUUUAGUCACUGGUUGAAAAUGAAGGUACUCUUCAGAAAGACCAACCCUCAGGCCAGUAUCUAUAUUUCUCUGUGUUUAAAAAAACAAAGUCAGUGACUCUUCUUGUCAGGGAGAGAAAUCAGUAAAGAAUGAAUCGGGGGGAGAAGUUAAUCUACAAUGCAAAACCUACGUCACACUGCGACACUGACAGACUGGUGCUAGGUCAGUGCUGGCAGGGAGGUUUGACUCGACAUGAGGGAUUCUAUUCCCGAAGGUCAGAUAAGCUAAUGUCCCUCCCUGCAUCCACUCACACUACCUGUUGCAGUACUGGAGCAAAGUCAUCAUGGCCAACUUGUGCCUUUUUUAGACUUAAAAAUAGAUUCCAGGCUGCUAAUGUUUACAGGCUGAAGCACGAAGAUCUUUUCAGACCAAUAUUUGACCAAAAAGUAGAAAAUGUUUAUCAUAGAGGUUUUGAAUGCUUUAAAAUGUCCUUAAGGGGUCAAAACGUUCAUUAACUGCUCAGCGUCUUUCCAUUGGGCUGAGAUUUACUAUGCAUCACUCAUCUGGCCGCUUAUGUAAUGUUUUAGAAUUAAAUUGUUUGAUUCCGGGUGACAUGUGAAAUGUUGGACCAAUAAAUGCAACUGAUAUGAUAUUUGUCAAAGGUGUAUGCCGAGGUUGUUAUUACAGUGCAAUGAAUAAAUAUUUUCAAACACGCA
Platichthys flesus (European flounder) is the source of this 3124-nucleotide messenger RNA. RefSeq names its product phosphoenolpyruvate carboxykinase 2 (mitochondrial) (gene pck2). Gene Ontology annotation, cellular component: cytosol; mitochondrion. Gene Ontology annotation, molecular function: GTP binding; manganese ion binding; phosphoenolpyruvate carboxykinase (GTP) activity. The transcript is spliced from 11 exons. The record is from RefSeq and is a predicted model, not a curated record. Gene Ontology annotation, biological process: response to starvation; hepatocyte differentiation; gluconeogenesis. Bases 268 to 2172 code for a protein of 634 amino acids. NCBI's taxonomy places the organism in Eukaryota, Metazoa, Chordata, Actinopteri, Pleuronectiformes, Pleuronectidae.